AUGCGCUUCUCAAACUCAAUCGCGCUCCUUGUGUUUGCCUUCCUUUCGACGAGCCUUGCGUCACCGGUUCCAGGUGAAGCAUUGGUCAACCGCGGUGCCCUCGAUGACCUCGAGCGGCUACCAGCAAGGCGUGAACUAGCAGACCGAGGCAUUACCCCACCGCCGUGGAGGGACCACGUCGAGCCAACCCCCGUCGGAAUCACUCCACCACCAUGGAGAGAUAACCUUCCCGAGCCCACUCCUGCACCUCCAGUCAGACGAGAAGACUCGAGGCCGCCUCCGGCUUGGAGACCCAUCGAGGCCGAUUCAAGACCUCCUCCAGCUUGGAGACCCGUGAAGUGA
Molecule: messenger RNA, 342 nt
Organism: Coprinopsis cinerea okayama7#130
Lineage: Eukaryota; Fungi; Basidiomycota; Agaricomycetes; Agaricales; Psathyrellaceae
Exons: 3
Coding region: 1-342 (113 amino acids)
Source: RefSeq, a predicted model, not a curated record